CAUUGUAAAACGUGGGUGUCUGCGUACGUUUUUCUCGGUCACAUGACUUUGACCGGUUCCUCAGCUCGGGGUUUAUCGACAGACUCAGCAGUGUGUAGGUUGUCUCUGCUGCUGGCACCGGUCCCCGGAGCCUGUCCUCGCCUGUCCUCUCCUGUCCUCUUUGAAACGCCGCUCCGUGGAGCCUACCGCCUGGUCGGUGUUAGAGAUGAGAGCCGCGGUUGUUGUCCUGUUGUCGGCCGUGGUGUCCGCUGUGUCCGCAGGAUUGUUUUUCAACCAGAACCAUCCCUGUUAUGUCCGCACACCGAGGAGAAACGAUUUUGGACUGAAGACCACUCCUCGUCCUCAUGAGUAUUUAAACAUUUCUGAUCUGCCCAAGUCGUGGGACUGGAGGAACAUCAAUGGCGUAAACUUUGCCAGCACGACACGCAACCAGCACAUUCCCCAGUACUGUGGCUCCUGCUGGGCCCAUGGCAGCACCAGCGCCAUGGCAGAUCGCAUCAACAUUAAGCGGAAAGGAGCGUGGCCGUCGGCCUAUCUCUCCGUCCAGCAUGUGAUCGACUGCGGUAAUGCCGGCACUUGCCAUGGAGGGGAUCACAGCGGGGUUUGGGAGUAUGCUAACAAACACGGGAUCCCAGACGAGACCUGCAAUAACUACCAGGCUAAAGACCAGAAGUGCAAGCCCUUCAACGAAUGUGGCACCUGCACCACCUUUGAUGUGUGCCAUGUUGUGAAGAACUACACCCUGUGGAAAGUGGGAGAUUAUGGAGCUGUUAGCGGAAGAGAGAAGAUGAUGGCAGAGAUUUACACUAGAGGACCCAUCAGCUGUGGGAUUAUGGCCACUGACAAGCUGGAUGCGUACAGUGGAGGUCUCUACUCUGAAUACCAGGAGGAACCUUACAUCAACCACAUCGUGUCAGUGGCAGGAUGGGGAGUGGAGGACGGCGUUGAAUACUGGAUUGUGCGUAAUUCCUGGGGAGAGCCAUGGGGUGAGAUGGGAUGGCUCAGGAUCGUGACCAGUGCCUUCAAGGGAGGAAGUGGCAGCACAUACAACCUGGCGUUGGAGGAAGACUGCAUGUUCGGAGACCCGAUUGUCCCUAAAGCCUACCUCUAGAGGAGACCAGCGCCCACAGGAUCAGAGGUCGUCGCUGCCCACGCUCAUGUCUUCCCGUCUCAGGCAGAGGGGAACUAUGUAUAUGUAAAAGUUUGAAAAGGGAAGAAGUUCAGAUUUUUCUUUAUAGAGAUCUUAUCUGCAAUUAUUUUUUACACUUGUAAUCAGGGGGUCCGAUUUCAGAACCAACAUCUUCCAGUUGUAUAUUAGACCUGCUUGAAUCAAAAAAGAUUUUCUGUGUUUUUUAAUCACAGGUCUGCAGGCUGUUUUACCGUCUGAAAUUUUAAAUUGAGGGAUUGAGGGGUGGGGGUUUAUUAACGUCAGUACAACUCCUAUCUGUGCAACUGAAAAAUUCAGCCACUGCAUGCUUAAGAGCCACUAUGGGAUGAAUAAAAUAAAUGUACGUCAUCAAAAGGACAUACAUACAGCAGGUUUUCAGUGUUAAUUCUUAAAUGCAGACUGACCCAGCCAAAGAACACGGUGUUUAUUAUUUUGUCCUGCGCUGCUCCGACACUGAAUGUUUUCAGCGUCUGUGGUUAAUGUAUCAACAAGAUUACACUGCAACCUGAUGCAGAAAUUGUACACACAAACUGUGGAAAGAAAAAAAAAAAAAAGGAAUUUUAAGUGUGCCUUAUAUGCGCGUU
This is a messenger RNA of Xiphias gladius (swordfish), 1752 nucleotides long. It is a transcript of the gene ctsz, whose product is annotated as cathepsin Z. The transcript is spliced from 6 exons. Lineage: Eukaryota; Metazoa; Chordata; Actinopteri; Istiophoriformes; Xiphiidae. The record is from RefSeq and is a predicted model, not a curated record. Gene Ontology annotation, cellular component: lysosome. Gene Ontology annotation, molecular function: cysteine-type endopeptidase activity. The coding region runs from base 206 to 1111 and encodes 301 amino acids.